Molecule: messenger RNA, 2162 nt
Organism: Anopheles maculipalpis
Lineage: Eukaryota; Metazoa; Arthropoda; Insecta; Diptera; Culicidae
Gene: DUBAI
Product: ubiquitin carboxyl-terminal hydrolase 35
Exons: 5
Coding region: 20-2143 (707 amino acids)
Biological process (GO): protein deubiquitination; ubiquitin-dependent protein catabolic process
Cellular component (GO): cytosol; nucleus
Molecular function (GO): cysteine-type deubiquitinase activity; cysteine-type endopeptidase activity
Source: RefSeq, a predicted model, not a curated record
CAGCACCACCACCAUUCGGAUGGCUAUCAACGAAAACACAACCGAGUCGUCGUUCCACAGCUCGGGGAAUGGAGGCAGUGAUUCAGCUUCCGCCCUGCGGAUGCUGCUCGAGCAACUGCUGCUCCAAAGUGUCAACAGUGGCGAUGCCAACUUUUUCACCGAAGCCGAAUAUCAAAAGAUAUGUGAAUGUAUCGUGGUACUGCUAGUGGCGGACCAGAUCGAUGCCACGACCAAGCACGAAAUACGCAGCCUUCGUUCGUUGGCAGACAUCAUUACGAAGCAGUUCCAGCAGCUGAUCGAACGGAAAGCGUUCCGGGAGCUGGUGAAGGAUUGUCUAGAAAAGAUGUAUACGGCAGAUGCGCUGUCCGUAAAGAAGCUCCCGUCGCCAUUCGCCACAAUCAUGCUGGCACUGAUGGACCCGAAACAGGGCGUUGCGUGGAUUCUGUCUAAAAACAUGAUCGACGAACAUAUCAGAAAAAUUCUCAACGUUUUCAUCGACUGGCUGUGUAAGAUAAAUUUUGCGCCAAAUUUGAACAUUUGGAUCAUACAGAUGGUGGAAGGCUUGAUGGCUAAGGGCAGAACAAAUUGCAUUUUGAACGUACGGAAGGAUAAACUGAAGCAAUGCAAAGAAGUGAUGCUGCUUCCGCAUUACCAACAGCAGGUUGGUCCCGUGAUCAAUUGUCUGGAAUCGUGUGGAGAUCUGCAAUCGGACAACGUUCGUUUGAACUAUACAUGUAACGAUCGUUAUGAGAGUACUGCGGACGUUGAAAAUAGCUUGAUUCGUUCGAAUGCCCGUGUAGGGCUGGUCAAUUUGGGCAAUACGUGCUACAUGAACAGUGUGGUACAAGCGCUGGCCAUGACAAAACAAUUUUGCACGGAAGUUUUGCUGAAGCAAAUCGACGCACCACCAUUCUCGGAAGUGCAGCAACUGCUUGCCCUGCUGAUCCAUUCACGGCGGCCAGAACUAACUCCACGGGCAGUGCUUGCAUCGACAAGACCACCCGGAUUUGCACCUGGCUAUCAGCAGGAUUCGUCGGAAUUUUUAAGCUAUUUGCUCGAUCGUUUGCACGAGCAGGAGAAAAAACUGUUGCAGGCAGUCCAGCCCCAUAAUGCACCACCGCCUCCGGCGGCCAAUAAUGGUGGUGGUGGAGGGGGCGGCAGUGGCGGUGCCACAGGUACUAGCAAAACCCUAGUACAGAAAACGUUCGAGGGUCAACUUUCGGUCGGCUGUUUGUGUGCAGUUUGUAACAGCUCGAACCACACAAACGAAACGUUCCGUUCGUUGGAUCUGUCUUUUCCGGAUGACAGUGAGCUGUCGCAGGCCGCCGGUGACGAUGGUGCACAUUCGGUCCAGAAGCUGCUCGAUUACUUUUGCUCUUCCGAGAAGCUGGUCGGUGAGAAUCAAUACUUCUGUGAUCGCUGUCAGCAGUUGCGCGAUUGUGAGCGUUCCGUUACGGUAACGGUACCACCACAAAAUCUGAUUCUCACCAUUAAACACUUCCGAUACGACCAGACGCGAAAUUUGCGUGCGAAGCUAAUGAACAAGAUACUACACAACGAGGACAUUUCGCUUACUGUGACGGAUGCGGCGGGCCAUUGCCGUCAACUGCACUAUCGCAACUAUGCCGUAGUCGUACACUACGGUACUAGCAUGGACUCGGGACACUACUACACGUACGCACAAGAUGGUACGGGCACGUGGUUCAAGUUUAACGACAACUAUGUAACGGAAUGCACAACCAGUGAGCUACAGAACAUACCGAGUCCCAACACACCGUACAUUCUCUUCUACCAGCUGGUGGCGAACGGUGCGUCGGAAGCUCCGCAAACCACCGCAACCAGUGCCGGCCAAACGCACGGAUCAUCGUACGGUGAGAUGAGCGGCGUCGACGGUGGCGGAAUGCAGGGAAACUUUCCCGCCUUAAAUGAGCUGCCCACUCGGCUACAGGAAUUUGUGCGCGAUGACAAUCUCCUGUACCACCGGGAAGUGCAGGAACAGCGUGAUAAGAAAGCCUCCAAAAUGCCACUCCUGUCGUUUGGUGGAAGUGGAGGAAAUCGGCGCCAGUCGGACGAUUAUGAUGAUCCACCGCCAAGCUCGUGCGGAAGCAAAUGGUUGCAGUCGUCAAAUAACUUUAUCUUUUAAAAGCUCCACCGUUGCUGCU